GCUCGAGUACCUGUCCCUGGUUUCAAAGGUGUGCACUGAGCUGGACAACCACCUGGGGAUCAACGACAAGGACCUGGCUGAAUUUGUGAUCAAUCUUGCUGAGAAAAAUACAACCUUCGACACUUUCAAAGCUUCCCUCACCAAAAAUGGUGCCGAAUUCACAGACUCUCUUAUAAGCAACUUAUUACGUCUCAUACAGACCAUGCGACCCCCAGCAAAGCCUUCUGCUGUCAAAGAUCCAGUUGUUAAACCAAAGACAGAAAAGGAAAAGCUCAAGGAACUGUUCCCAGCACUUUGCCGACCAGACAAUCCUACAGUCCGGACCAUGCUUGAUGAAGAUGAUGUCAAAGUAGCUGUGGAUGUCCUCAAGGAGCUGGAAGCUCUAAUGCCCAGUGCUGCAGCACAUGAGAAGCAGAGAAGCUCUGAACACCGCGACAGGGCAAAGAAGAAGAAACGGAGUCGGAGUCGAAGCCGAGACAGAGACCACAAACGAAGACAUAGGUCCAGAUCAAGGUCACGUUCUAGGACUCGGGAUAGGAAUAAAGGGAAAUCCAGAUACCGAUCUAGGAGCAGAAGUCAAAGUCCUAUCAAAGACCGGAAAGACCGUGAUAAAUAUGGGGAGAAGAACAAUGACAGAUGGCGAGAUAAACAUGUGGACCGCCCCCCACCUGAAGAGCCUUCCAUUGGGGAAAUUUACAAUGGCAAAGUUACCAGUAUCAUGCAGUUUGGGUGUUUCGUGCAACUGGAAGGACUAAGGAAACGGUGGGAAGGUUUAGUUCACAUUUCUGAGCUUCGCCGGGAAGGCCGAGUGGCCAAUGUUGCUGAUGUUGUGAGCAAAGGCCAGAGAGUUAAGGUGAAAGUCCUGUCUUUCACUGGGACUAAAACCAGCCUGAGCAUGAAGGAUGUGGAUCAGGAUACUGGAGAAGAUCUGAAUCCAAAUCGACGCAGGAACCUUGUUGGGGAAACCAAUGAGGAAACCUCUAUGAGGAACCCUGAUAGACCCACUCACCUCUCCCUUGUUAGUGCCCCAGAAGUAGAAGAUGACACACUUGAACGGAAACGUCUCACCCGGAUCUCAGAUCCUGAGAAAUGGGAGAUCAAACAGAUGAUUGCAGCCAAUGUACUUUCCAAAGAAGAGUUUCCAGACUUUGAUGAAGAGACAGGAAUCCUUCCUAAAGUGGAUGAUGAAGAAGAUGAGGACCUAGAGAUUGAAUUGGUUGAGGAAGAACCUCCAUUCUUGAGAGGACACACCAAACAAAGCAUGGACAUGAGCCCCAUUAAAAUUGUUAAGAAUCCUGAUGGCUCCUUGUCGCAAGCAGCAAUGAUGCAGAGUGCUUUGGCCAAAGAAAGAAGAGAACUCAAACAGGCCCAGCGUGAAGCAGAGAUGGACUCCAUUCCUAUGGGACUCAACAAACACUGGGUGGAUCCUCUACCUGAUGUGGAUGGGAGGCAGAUUGCUGCCAACAUGCGAGGCAUUGGGAUGAUGCCUAAUGACAUACCUGAGUGGAAGAAGCAUGCUUUUGGGGGCAACAAAGCAUCUUAUGGUAAAAAGACCCAGCUGUCAAUCAUUGAACAGAGGGAAAGUCUCCCCAUUUUCAAACUCAAAGAGCAGCUUGUUCAGGCUGUUCAUGACAAUCAGAUCCUGAUUGUUAUUGGAGAGACUGGUUCUGGGAAGACAACACAGAUCACACAGUACCUUGCUGAGGCAGGUUACACCUCCAGGGGGAAAAUUGGAUGUACACAACCUCGAAGAGUGGCAGCAAUGUCAGUGGCCAAAAGAGUAUCAGAGGAGUUUGGUUGUUGCUUAGGCCAAGAGGUGGGCUAUACUAUUCGCUUUGAAGACUGUACCAGCCCGGAAACAGUCAUUAAAUACAUGACAGAUGGGAUGUUGCUACGGGAGUGUUUGAUUGACCCUGACCUUACGCAGUAUGCAAUCAUCAUGUUGGAUGAAGCUCACGAGAGAACAAUUCAUACAGAUGUUCUCUUUGGAUUGUUGAAAAAGACAGUGCAAAAACGGCAAGACAUGAAGCUAAUUGUUACCUCAGCCACAUUAGAUGCUGUGAAAUUUUCCCAGUAUUUCUAUGAGGCUCCCAUUUUCACCAUUCCAGGCCGAACAUAUCCAGUAGAAAUUCUCUACACUAAAGAACCCGAGACAGAUUACUUGGAUGCCAGCCUGAUUACAGUCAUGCAGAUCCAUUUAACUGAACCUCCAGGUGACAUCCUGGUGUUUCUGACUGGUCAGGAAGAAAUUGAUACUGCUUGUGAGAUCUUAUAUGAACGCAUGAAGUCUCUGGGACCUGAUGUGCCUGAAUUAAUCAUCCUCCCUGUGUAUUCUGCUCUACCAAGUGAGAUGCAAACCCGGAUCUUUGACCCAGCUCCUCCUGGUAGCAGGAAGGUUGUAAUUGCUACCAACAUUGCUGAGACUUCUCUGACAAUUGAUGGGAUCUACUAUGUGGUGGACCCCGGGUUUGUGAAGCAGAAAGUAUACAACUCCAAGACUGGGAUCGACCAGCUGGUGGUGACUCCCAUCUCUCAGGCUCAGGCAAAGCAGAGGGCUGGCAGAGCUGGGAGAACAGGGCCUGGAAAGUGUUAUAGGCUCUACACAGAACGUGCCUACCGAGAUGAAAUGCUGACCACCAACGUGCCUGAGAUCCAGAGAACUAAUUUAGCCAGCACGGUGCUCUCUCUCAAGGCCAUGGGCAUCAAUGACCUGCUUUCCUUUGACUUCAUGGAUGCCCCCCCAAUGGAGACUCUGAUCACAGCCAUGGAGCAGUUGUACACAUUAGGAGCCCUGGACGAUGAGGGCCUGCUCACCCGUCUGGGCCGAAGGAUGGCAGAGUUUCCCCUGGAGCCAAUGUUGUGCAAGAUGCUGAUCAUGUCUGUGCAUCUAGGUUGCAGUGAAGAGAUGCUCACCAUUGUGUCCAUGCUGUCAGUGCAGAAUGUCUUCUACAGGCCCAAGGAUAAACAAGCCCUUGCAGAUCAGAAAAAAGCCAAAUUCCACCAGACUGAAGGGGACCACCUCACUCUCUUGGCUGUGUACAAUUCUUGGAAGAACAACAAAUUCUCCAACCCCUGGUGUUAUGAGAAUUUCAUACAGGCUCGUUCCUUGCGCCGAGCCCAGGAUAUCCGUAAACAGAUGUUGGGCAUCAUGGAUAGACAUAAGCUGGAUGUGGUGUCCUGUGGCAAGGCUACAGUCCGUGUGCAGAAAGCCAUCUGCAGUGGUUUCUUCCGAAAUGCUGCCAAGAAGGACCCACAAGAGGGCUAUCGUACUUUGAUUGACCAGCAGGUGGUCUAUAUUCAUCCCUCCAGUGCUCUCUUCAACAGACAGCCGGAAUGGGUGGUGUACCAUGAGCUAGUUCUGACUACCAAGGAGUACAUGCGGGAGGUUACCACCAUUGACCCCCGGUGGCUGGUAGAGUUUGCCCCAGCCUUCUUCAAGGUAUCAGACCCCACAAAGCUCAGCAAGCAGAAGAAGCAGCAGCGGCUUGAGCCCCUGUACAACCGCUAUGAGGAGCCAAAUGCUUGGAGGAUCUCCCGGGCUUUCCGGCGGCGGUGACAAGGAAGCCACAGUCUCUAACAUAAAGUGCUCAGUUCCGGGUCCCCCCUGUGGGAUAGAGGUCCAGGACUCUAGUGACUUAUUUAAAACUCACCACUUGGGGGGGCAUAGCUGUCCUUGGGCUUAGAGGCCCCAAAACCAAAGGAGGACAUCCUGAACUUGACUCUCAUUUCUUUCCUUGUGGUGAAAUCCUCAGAAGGCAAGAGCCCACUUGGCCUUGAGAUACACUCAACCCUCUUGGCUGGGGCUAGCGUGGGCCCUGUGAAGGACAGGUAUGUAGCACCUUUUUCUGCACAGCUGGAUUAAGAGGAACUGUUUUCUCUUUUCUGAAUGGCUCAUGCUACAAGAUCUUUGGACCAAAGGGCCCUAACAUGCCAAGCACUGAAGUCCUCACCCAUCAGCCCAGUGCUUUUUGAAGACUUAGCAGCAGAAUGUCCAGGUGGCAGUGCCCUGGCUUUCUACCUACUCUCCAACCUGUUUCUUCAAGCUUAACCCUUUGGAAAUAUGUAUUUGUGUAUUUUUAAAUACAUAUGUAUAUUUUU
Messenger RNA from Gracilinanus agilis (Agile Gracile Mouse Opossum), 4098 nucleotides. RefSeq names its product DEAH-box helicase 8 (gene DHX8). Lineage: Eukaryota; Metazoa; Chordata; Mammalia; Didelphimorphia; Didelphidae. Gene Ontology annotation, molecular function: RNA binding; RNA helicase activity; ATP binding. Gene Ontology annotation, biological process: spliceosomal complex disassembly; mRNA splicing, via spliceosome. The transcript has 23 exons. The record is from RefSeq and is a predicted model, not a curated record. Bases 203 to 3556 code for a protein of 1117 amino acids. Gene Ontology annotation, cellular component: intracellular anatomical structure; catalytic step 2 spliceosome.